This is a messenger RNA of Cylicocyclus nassatus, 321 nucleotides long. The record is from the annotation of a GenBank genome assembly. NCBI's taxonomy places the organism in Eukaryota, Metazoa, Nematoda, Chromadorea, Rhabditida, Strongylidae.
GGCAGAAGAUGGUAUCGUUUGCUUCCAAAAUCCAAGGCUGCCACUGCUUAUCAAAGCCGGAGUAACAAGACAUUGGAUGAGCAAUCUCAGCGAUCGCAAGCUUAACUAUACGCUUAAAAUUGAAAACCCUGAUUCGUGUUUCUCACUUGAUCCUGGCCAGAUAAGUGGUGAAAUAGCAGAAAAAGGCCACAUCAGUAUUAUCAUUACUAGAAAGCCAGGAUAUGGAAAAGAAGACAAAAUGACAAUCCAAUACAGUGGAGCUUUGAAUGGAAAGACAAUAGUCAGAAUGGUUCCAGUUGACUAGCUGUAAAUGUAUCAAUG